GCACAAGGCAGGUGUGCUUGGGUAUCUGUUAUAAUUGCAUUAUAGCUGACAAUACGGAUACCCUGCUAUAAGAAGUAUUACAACAGCCAAGAUCAUAUCAAGGAAAUCACUAUUUCACUCUGUUUUUAACAACUGCACAUUGAUACUUGUGAAUAGUAUGGAGAAGAUGACUUAUGCUAAAGUAAACUUCAAGAAAAAUCAUGGACAUUCACCCAAGGCACGUUCUGCUGAAGAGGGUGCAGCGACUAUUAUUUAUGCCGACAUAAGGACAGCUGCAUCCCAGAGUCAUUUACCCGCAGCACCAGAGGUUCAAGAAAAAGUCUUGACAAGGUGCAGAUACAGAAUUCUCAAAAUUCUUAUUGCGGUCCUCAUCAUCAUCAUUAUUGCUCUCCUUUGUGGAUUUUUGGUUUUCUUUUAUAACCAGAGUACAAAGGAAAACAAAUUUAAUCAGACAACUGUAGAUACUAAUAUUAUGAGACUACGUCGGGAGCUCUGUGUGUCCAACACUGACAGUGCCUCAGGUUGUCUUAUGUGUCCUAAUGGUUGGAUUCUACAUGGAGACGACUGUUAUUACUACUCAGAUGUAACAGAGAGAACAUGGGACCAGAGCCGGGAUCAGUGUGAGAAGAUGGGAGCUGAUCUACUGGUCAUAAAGAACCAGGACCAGCAGGGGUUUAUACAGAGAGAUCUCAGACAGCGGAUAGAGAACACAUACUGGAUAGGACUUCACCGUGAUGGAGACGGCUGGAGAUGGGUGGAUGGAGAACAUUAUAACAGCAGCUUGAUCCAGAUAAAGACACAAUCAUCAGGACGCUGUGUAUCAAUGACUAGAUCUGGUUAUCUUCAGGAGAACUGCAGAUCUACAUACAGAUGGAUCUGUCUAAAGAAAGCCGUGCGGAUCUGACCUUGUUGUUCCCAUAAGUUACAGUAAAUGUACAUGAAACUGAAUAAAAAUCUAGAUAUGUAAUUAGAUCUGUACAAUGAUCCCACUACUUGUAAUGACCUCGGGUUGUGAUAUUUUCAUGUUACUAAGGUCUCUCCUGGGCCAUAUGUCUGAGGGACUCCCUGGGCAGUAUCUUCUGUUGUGGCAGUGUUUUGAUACAGUUACAAGGAAAAGUGUCCUUUUUGUCAGCACUGUUUCGGAAACCCUCUUCUCUGGAAUUUGGGAGAGACUUCAAAAGGGCCUCCAUGUCUGUCAGUGUGAUUCAAAUUGAUUCCUUACGAUGUGUCAGAGAACAAGAAAGACACAGAUACAAUGUUUCCAAGUAUUUUUCUCUGGGGAACAGUGCCCUACAGAGAAUUGUAUUAUCAGCAGACAUAAUUAGGCAGGAUUACAUUAAUCAAAUCAGUUUAAAGCAAAACUUCACAUUUACUGUGAAGACUAAACAUGACGCAUAUUACAUAGGGUACAGGAAACAUUGGGGGAGAUUUAUCAAACUGGUGUAAAGUAGAGCUGGUUCAGUUGCCCAU
This is a messenger RNA of Bufo bufo (common toad), 1470 nucleotides long. Its product is annotated as killer cell lectin-like receptor subfamily G member 1. The record is from RefSeq and is a predicted model, not a curated record. Lineage: Eukaryota; Metazoa; Chordata; Amphibia; Anura; Bufonidae. Bases 158 to 904 code for a protein of 248 amino acids. The transcript is spliced from 9 exons.